AGAGGGUAACACCUCGUGUUUGAGAGUUUUCGCUUCCCCUUUUUCCCAGUUGAUACCUUUCUUUCUGUUAUACUUAAAUCUACAUUCAAAUGUCCAAUCCGAUUGCAGAUACAGCCGACUAUUUUGCUCGCUCAAACCAUUAUAAUGCUAAACCAGAUCAGCAGCAUAAUAAAAAUGUACCCGUAUACAAUGCCGCAUCUUAUGAUAACAAUAUUGCGUCGGAACCCUAUAAUCAGAAUAAUACUAUAAACAACAUAACUGGAUCAGAAGAGGCUCAUCCUCAAUGGUUCAAAGUUUUCAAUCGACUUUCAUUUCUAAAACCACUUGAUAUGAGUCCUUUUACCUCAGAACGCCAUGAACAGCAAGAAUUCUCAGACGAUGAAGAGUCGGUGCUAAUAAACGAUACAUUUGAAUUAAUUCGAAAUGUUGUUGCUAAAGAUGAUCCUAGCAACAGACAACGCCAAUCAACCCCGUCUCCUCGCCGGCAAAAUUCAAACGUGCUGUUUACACCGAGGAGCAGCUUCCGUUUUCAUCAAAGAGAAGGACGCAAUCCAACCGACGAUCCAAUAAAAGACGAAGAGGAAGAGGAAAAAUUGCCCUCCAUUUACGAUAUAGAGCAUGCUCAUAGUCAUACAGUUUUUGACGAUACCCAACCUAAUCAUAACGUUGCAACACAGUAUUACGGCCGUAGUACUAAUUUCUUUACCCAGCCCUUUCAAAAAGACCAACAGAUUCAUCCAGCAACAGUCCGUUAUCGUACUACUGAUGCUAAUACCAUUGCUAUAUCUGAUACGCUUAAGCCUCCCCAGCCCAUUCAGUCGCCAUCUGUACAUUCGACAAGGAGACACCAUUACGAUAUUACUGCAACUUUGUCCCCAUCUUCAAUACAACAAGUACCUUUAACAGGUGAUAUUCACGAAUUUGAAGAUGCUCGAACAAUUAAAGACAAAUGGGAGAAAACUUUGGAAAGAAUAAAAUUCAUCACUAACAAUUUACAGUCAUCGAGUCCUGCCGUACCAGGUAUAGAUGCAGCAGUUUUUCCUGCUCAAUAUGAUUUAUUACCUACAUUAGCACCUUAUUAUCAACCAAUAUUUGACCCUUUAUAUAUGGCGUUCACAAAAGAUGAAUAUGGGAAGAAACCGCCGCCAAUUUUAUUACAAUGCAUUUAUGUCACCGUAACGGAUUCGGAAUACCUCAUUAGUAGUAGUCAGUGGGUCUUCCGUGUAGAGUUACAGUAUGGCGAUGUCCAAUGGGUUAUCCGACGCAGCAUUGCUGACUUUGUGUCUUUGCACAUCAAACUCAAAGUUAAAUCCAACUUGUACGACUAUGUACCUGAUCCACCAGCCUUUCCAGACCAAUUGGCUAAUUUUUUGGACACAGCCAAAAAUACAAUAGGAAGCAUUUAUAGAAGCUUUGACGAAGAGCCAGUAGCAGGACCAACAUUUCAACAAAGAUUAUCCAUGUAUAAUACUCAUCGUCAAGGCCAAAAUGGAGACCAACAAUAUUUCACCAAUAGUAAUAAUGGUAGAGAAAAAGCAGCAGCAGUAAAUCGAAGAAAAGCACUUACCAAAUAUUUGCGCGCUCUGUUAUUUCGGGCACAUGUAACAGCAAGCUAUGAUAUUUGUGAGUUUUUAGAACUUUCGGCUUUAAGUAUUGUUAAAGAUAUGGGAUGGAAAGGCAAAGAGGGUUAUAUGAGUAGCAGAAUUAAUUAUGUCUCGCCCAGAUGCUGCCAGCUUUGGAGAACACAACGAUGGAAGACGGAAUGGAUAAUUCUGAGAGAUUCCUAUUUAGCAUUUUGUGCAGAUACUGCGUCACCUUCGCUGACUGAUGUUCUACUAUUCGAUAAAGGUUUUAGAAUUGAUAUUCAAGAACCACGUGUCUAUCUUGGCAGCUACCACGUUACUAUCGGCAAUACAUCACGCAAAAUCGAGAUUAAAAUUACAAAGCGUGAGGUUGAAGAAUGGUUAGACAGUCUUGAAAAGGUACAGGCAGAAAGCCCUUGGACACAUAAUCAUCGCUUUGGCUCAUUUGCACCUGUUCGUUUGAACGCGAAAGUGAAAUGGUUUGUUGAUGCAGAAAAUCAUUUUAAUGCAGUAGCAGAAGCGAUAUUGUCGGCUAAAGAAGAAAUAUAUAUAGCAGAUUGGUGGCUUACUCCUGAACUUUAUCUCAGACGUCCACCUGAAAAAAACGAAGAAUUUAGAUUAGAUAGACUCUUGAAGCGUAAAGCUUCUGAAGGUGUUAAGAUUUACAUCAUUGUUUAUAAGGAGAUGUCUCUUGCUUUAACUAUCAAUUCAGUGCAUACUAAACAAUGGUUACAGAGCCUUCAUCCUAACAUUCAAGUUCAACGUCAUCCGGAUCAUAGAUUACCUAAGGAUAAUUCGGUCCUAUUUUGGUCACAUCACGAGAAAAUCGUAGUUAUAGAUAAUAGGUUAGCCUUCAUCGGAGGACUCGACUUGUGUUUCGGUCGGUAUGAUACACACAACCACUCAUUGUCAGAUUAUCCCGCUGAAGGUCAUGAAUUGGAGCACUUUCCUGGUCAAGACUACUCUAAUCCUCGUGUAAAAGAUUUUGUGGAUGUUGCUCAGUUCAAUAAAACCUUAAUAGACAGAAGCAGUGUUCCAAGAAUGCCUUGGCAUGAUGUCACUUUAGGCGCCGUGGGCCCUAUUGCAAGAGACAUUGCACGACAUUUUAUUCAACGAUGGAAUUUUUUGAAGUCAACAAAAAGUAUGCACAGACGUAAUCUGCCCUUUUUAAGGCCAAAGGGAGAAUAUAUUGCAGCUCGCGAUGAAAACAACUUCAGUGGCACAUGUAGGGUGCAACUAUUGAGGAGUUCUUCAAGAUGGAGCUCAGACGUGGAGCGCGAGCAUUCAAUAUAUAACGCGUAUAUGGAAUGCAUAACACAUUCUAAACAUUACGUUUAUAUUGAAAAUCAAUUUUUCAUUAGUACCACCCAAGAUGACAAGCUAUUGAGAAACAAAAUUGCCCAGGCUAUUGUUGAAAGGAUCAAAAAGGCAGAUGAAAAGAAAGAGACAUUCCGAGUUUUUGUAAUAUUACCACUUGUACCAGCAUUUGAAGGGGACCUAUCAUCCAAUGAUGCUUCAUCGGCUAGAACAGUGAUGCAUUUUCAGUAUGCAACCAUAUGCCGUGGUGAGAACUCAAUUGUCGAGAAACUGGCAAAACAAGGAAUUGAUGCUGAUAAAUACAUUUCAUGGUUCAGUUUGAGGAAGCAUGGCAAAAUCAAAACACCAAAAUGUGACAGCAAUAGCGAUAACAAGCGCAACAAAUCAAAUUCUGCGGCGCAACAAUCUUUCCCUUCAACCACAGCGAUCACUACUGCCAAACAGGUUGACAUUAUUACUAAAAACGAAAAUGCGGCUGCUGCUACAGAUACCAAUAUCGAAACAAUAGAGCUACUAUCUGAUAACAAAAAUCCCUUUAAUGAUCAGCAGAAUUUGGGCCUCUCUCGAUUACAUACAAAUAUUUCAGCAGCAAGUGAAAACUCCACAAUGACCGCGCCAUAUUACACGCCCAAGAGGAGAGGGUCUUCCCAAACGGCAUCUUCCAGCUUGACAUUUGAUGACGAUCGACUUUCUUACGUUACUGAACUUUUGUACAUUCAUGAUAAAUUGAUGAUUGUCGAUGAUCGUAUAGUUUUGAUGGGUUCAGCUAAUAUCAACGAUAGAUCCCAGUUGGGCAACCGUGAUUCUGAAAUUGCCAUGAUUGUGGAAGAUACAGAGAUGAUAACAACUGUUAUGGAUGGGAAGGAGUACAAAGCUGCCAAAUUUGCGUACACUCUACGAAUGCAACUGUGGAGAGAACACUUGGGUUUAUUAGAUACAAAAAAGUGGUCAGACUUUUUGGAAUUAAAUGCUACUGUUGAUGAGCCGUUAUUACAUAAUGAGAAUACAACAGAUGACACAAUAUAUAAUAGCCAUAUUGUAGUAGAAGAUCCCUCAGCCAAUCAUAGAAGAACAGCAGCUGUAAACAUAGACGACAUCGCUGUAAUCGAGGCUGCAGAACCUGUUAAAAUGCUUGACCGAAAUAGUCGAAUACCCAGUUAUAAUGACACUUUCAAAAAGCAAAAAGAACACACAAAACCUUCACUAGAUGCUGUCGCGCUUGAUCCUGUAUCAGAUCGUACUUACUAUCAGACUUGGUUAAAUCGAGCGUCUUCAAACACAUUGAUUUAUCGUCGACUUUUUCAGUGUGUUCCCGACGAUACUGUUCAAACUUAUGAGCAGCACCGCAGAUUUAUGCUGGGGCCCAAUGAUACGAGGAUAAAAUACGGCCAUGUUGCUGACACAAAUUUAGCAGAAGAAGAGAUAUGUCAACAGCUUGCCAAAAUUGAGGGGCAUGUAGUUUUAUUUCCCAAGAAUUAUCUAAAAGAAGAAAAUCUGUUGGCAGGUACCAUUAUAGAUACAAUGACUCCAUUAGUAAUUUUUACAUAGCUGAAUCACAGGAUAUCAUGGUAGAAGAAUCAAAAAGACAUUAUAAUAUUCGCUUCUUUAUUUUAUAUUAUUGUACAGAUCUGUCGCUGUUAGGCCCUUCAGACUAAAACCAUGUAUAUCAUUUUUGCCUUCCAUUUUUUGUAAUUCCAUAGCAUUUUCCUUCAUUACACUUCGCGCUUUAUCUACCUUUUCAUCCAAUAAUUCUUGAUCUGAUCAAUGGUAGAAAGUUGUUUAAUCAAUGAUAUUGCUUUGCUUUCUUUAUAUUGUAUUUCAUUGAUUGGUACCUUUUUGAAUAAGAGUUCUUGUU
This is a messenger RNA of Mycotypha africana, 4755 nucleotides long. RefSeq lists its product as uncharacterized. NCBI's taxonomy places the organism in Eukaryota, Fungi, Mucoromycota, Mucoromycetes, Mucorales, Mycotyphaceae. Bases 90 to 4448 code for a protein of 1452 amino acids. The transcript has 14 exons. Gene Ontology annotation, biological process: phosphatidic acid biosynthetic process; intracellular signal transduction; cell motility. The record is from RefSeq and is a predicted model, not a curated record. Gene Ontology annotation, molecular function: phosphatidylinositol binding; D-type glycerophospholipase activity.